Messenger RNA from Musca vetustissima, 2514 nucleotides. RefSeq names its product mediator of RNA polymerase II transcription subunit 25 (gene MED25). Gene Ontology annotation, biological process: positive regulation of transcription by RNA polymerase II. The transcript is spliced from 2 exons. The record is from RefSeq and is a predicted model, not a curated record. Lineage: Eukaryota; Metazoa; Arthropoda; Insecta; Diptera; Muscidae. Gene Ontology annotation, cellular component: transcription regulator complex; mediator complex. The coding region runs from base 1 to 2514 and encodes 837 amino acids.
AUGGAUGUUGAAACUUUAGCUGAUGUGGUAUUUCUCGUUGAAGGCUCAUCUGCCAACGGAGCCUAUAUUAAUGAACUGAAGACAAAUUAUAUUGUUCCAACGCUGGAACAUUUUAGCCAGGGACCCAUCGAGGAGCGCGAAUAUCUAAUAUCCGAACGCUACUCCACACAAUAUUGUGUAAUUGUUUAUCGGACAACAGCGAAUCUGUUGGAACCAAUUUGCACGACAUUUGGUCCAUAUGCUUCGCCACAAAAGGUAUUGGAUCUAUUCGACAGACUGCCAUUAGUGGGUGGCGGCAUGGAAUCCUGUGCAAAUUUGGCAGAAGGAUUUGCCACGGCUCAUGUUUGCUUCGACGACAUGAAGGAUCAUCGUUCGGGUCUGUGCAUUGAUGUAAAUCUCAAUACCCAAAAACAUUGCAUUCUAAUGUGCAACAGUCCCCCAUAUUUAAUGCCGGUAAUGGAUUGUUGGAAAUAUUCGGGUAAAACAGUGGAACAACUCGCUGCAUUAUUUCAUGAACGAAAGAUCAACCUCUCAAUAAUUGCUCCACGAAAAAUUCCCGUGCUGUUUAAGAUAUUUAUGAAAGCAGACGGCGAUCAGCCCCUGGCAGCUAAAAAUUAUGCCAAGAAUAUACGUCAUUUGGUGUUACUCAAAGGAUAUCAUCUUAAAGAACGUCCACAGAGUCCGAACAGUGCUGCCAAUGCGAUGGUGAAUCAAACAAAUCAAGUUGGUGGUCCCAACCAGGUGGUACAGCAGCAGCAACAACAGCAACAAGGUCAGCCCAAUGUCCAACAACAACAGAAUCAACAAAAUACUGGCAUGCAAAUGGACAAUUCCAUGGGCGCGGCCCAACAACAACAGCAGCAGCAGCAAAAUAUGCAACAGCAAGUGGCACAGAUGACUGCAAUGAAUCCGAACCAACAACCUGGAAAUCCACUCAACCAACAAAUGCUACAACAACAGCAAUUUAAUCAAAAUGCCAAUUUCCAAAAUCAGGGCAAUCGCUGGGUAUUCAAUCCGAAUCAGCAACAACAGCAGCAACCUCAAACACGCCCCCAAUUUAUUGGAGGACCAAAUGUUCCUGGUGGACCAAUGGUUAGCCCCAUGGGAGCUGUUAAUCAGGGUAUGCCUGGCCAGAAUUCGGCAUUGAUAUCGCAGCUAAGCGCUCCACCAAAUCAAAACAUGAAUCCCAUGUUGCAGCAGCAACAACAGCAGAUACGCAUGCAAAUGCUAAAUCAACAACAACAGCAGCAAAUGCAACAGCAAUUACAACAACAACAGCAGCAGCAACAAAAUGUAAUGAACCCAAACAUGAGCGUAUCUGGACCUGGUCCGAAUCCGCAACAGCAGGUAUCUGUUGCUAACAAUCAGCCAAAUACAUCAAUGGCCAAUCAACAAAACCCCAAUAAACCCUCUGAACCGGCAGGAAUGAGAGAUACGAUCUGGUCGGGCACCCUAGAAUGGGUGGAAAAAAGUAAAUCGGAUCAACAGAAGAUGACUAGAACACUUCAGUGCACAGUUACAGCGAACAUAAAGGAUGGAGAACCUGAAAUUAAGGCUGUCAAUUGGCCAUCGAAGCUGCUCAUGCAAUUGAUGCCCAAACAUCUAGUGGGCAACAUAGGAGGACAAUUCCUGAAAGAAUCAAAAAUGGUCGUAUUUAAGCCACAGCCUUGUGAGGCAUUAGAUGCUCUGGCUAAAAAUAUGGCCACAAUAUUUGCUGGGUGUGUUCACUUCACAACUCCGGCAAAUACACCACCCUGUGAAAUCAAAGUGUUGAUUCUUCUCUAUACAGCCGAUAAAAAUGCAUUCCUGGGCUUUAUACCCAACAAUCAGUCGCUGUUUGUUGAACGGUUGCGUAAAGCCAUACAGCAGAAACAAUCGAUGGGCAUGCAGCAGACAGCAACUGGAGCCGGAGGACCACCUAAUAAUAUGCAACAGCAGCAACAACAACAACAGCAAAUGCAAAAUCCAAUGGCUGGACAAAUCAAUACCAUGGGUCCGGGUGGCAUUAAUCCCCAACAGCAACAACAAGACCCAAACCAGCAACAGCAGCAACAACAACAUCAAUUCAAUCAAUACAAUCCGCAGCAACAGAUGAGUAUGCAAAUGGCUGGAGGUCCCAUGAAUCAGCAAAUGAUGGGCGGUCCACCCAUGGGUGGGGGUCCAGAUCAAAUGGUCGGUAAUAAUCCAAUGCAACAACAAAUGUCAAUGAUGCAACAUCAACGUAUGCCCAUGAUGGCGGGUGGAAAUCCGAACCAGCCACAACAGCAACAAAUGGCACCGCAACAACAAAUGCAACGUAUGGUACGACCAAUGAUGAACAACAACAAUCCAGGCCUUAGGCAUUUAUUGCAACAGCAAUCAACUCCUGGACAGCAAUUUCGUCCACAAAUGGGUGGCGGUGGCCCGGGGGGUGUACCCGGUAUGGGUGGCGGUAUGCCGAAUCCAAAUCAAAUGGCUGGUGGUCCCGGUGGUCCAAAUCGACCAUUCGACGAUAAUAGUUUUGAUUUUAUGUAA